Funneliformis geosporum is the source of this 1992-nucleotide messenger RNA. NCBI's taxonomy places the organism in Eukaryota, Fungi, Glomeromycota, Glomeromycetes, Glomerales, Glomeraceae. The record is from the annotation of a GenBank genome assembly.
AUGUCUACCAAAUCUGCAAAACCUAUGCAUCCUACACAAACCGCUAUCACCAACUUUUUGAAAGUUCCAAAAACUUUCAGGAAAGAUGAAGAAAGGGUCAAAAAUACCUUUGGUUUCACUCCGUUUGACAGUAAGCAAUCUCGGAAAGCCUCCGAACUCGCUGGAAAGUUUAUGGAAGUCGCAAAUUCCAAUCCUAAUGAUCCAAUUGACAAGGUUCUCGAGGCCGCCCAGAAACAGACCGAAACCGAUGAUCCCGAAUUAGUUCGUUGGUCUCUUAUGAUUUUCAUUGCUCAUCAUCCGGCUGCUCGUAGUGGACAAUUACGUAUUCCUUCAUUGGUUAAACGCGCUCCACAAUUGACCGUUCCCAAGAAACCUCAAAUUGCACUCGCGCCGGGUCCCAUCAUCUCUGAUCAACCGAUCCCGUCGCAAUCCGAAUUAUCGGGAGAUGGAGACGUGGAAUUGUUUUUGGAUUGGUUCAGAGAGGAUCCUAAUCUUAACGAGCACCACGAACAUUGGCAUAUCGUCUAUCCCGGUGGUGGGGUACCCGAUCCAAACAAUCCAAGGGUCCGAAUCACAAAGGAUCGACAUGGCGAAUUGUUUAUCAACAUGCAUCGACAGAUGUUAGCCAGGCAUGAUAUCGAACGUUUAGCGUUGGGUAUACCUCUUAUUAAGCCUUUGGAGAAUUACAAAGAACCGAUUCCACAAGGAUAUAAUCCCAAUGAUCAUUUAGUUGAUUCGAAUGAUAAUUCUCCUUAUGCAACUCGUCAAAGCAAUAAAAAGCUUGGAAAUCUGGGUAAAGGAAUGACGAUUGAAGAUUUGGAAUCGUAUCGAAAAUCUAUUGAACAAGCUAUUGAAAGUGGCAAGAUCAGUAAUAUGGAAAUCACUCCGACAUUGCUGGGUUCCACCAUCGAAUCUUCUCACCGAGAAAUGGAACAACAUUAUGGAUCUUUGCACAACACCGGACACGUGUUGCUUGCGUACAUUAAUGAUCCGGGGCGCGCGAACGACGCCGGAAAUGAUCCAGGUGUGAUGAGCAGUCCACGCGUCGCGGCACGUGACCCAGUAUUUUGGAGAUGGCACCGUCAUAUUGAUGAUUUGUUUAAUAAGUGGCAGGAGAAAUUAAAAUCUAAUGACUUUUCCGAUGCACCACCAGUAAAUAUUAAAAAUGGAGACAUCAUUCUUACAUUUAAAGAUAAACUUCCCAUAAGUCAUGAUGCGACUCAGGACAAGCAAGCAGCCGAUUUUGGGGAAAAAACAUUUGGAGGGAAUAAUUUUGGAGCAGAUGUAUCAAAAAGUGAAUAUGUUACGAAUGAAUUACAAACCAAAAUGAAACGUAGGAAUUGGACAUGGGUUGAAGAUUCAGGAAAGACCGAUCAGAUUGAGUAUUUGUUCCCGCGAGAGUAUUAUUAUUUUUUCCGUGUUGAGAACACUUCUUCGUCCCAAUUGGAUGCGACAUUCCGCGUAUUCUUGGUGCCAGAAGAAUUAGCUCAGUCGAGACGUCAUUGGAUUGAAUUGGAUAAGUUUAAACAAACUUUGGCUCCCAAAUCUCACACCGUGGUCUGUCGUGAUUGUGAUAUGUCAUCGAUCGUACGUCAACCUCCGCAAAAGACUGAAGAUGAACUAGAUGAUACAACAACUCCGCCUGGUACGGUGGAAUCUUUAAAUGAGAAAUAUUGUGAUUGUGGUUGGCCCUUCCAUCUUCUGCUGCCCAGAGGAAGGAAAGAUGGAAUGAAAUUUAAAUUAUUGGUGUUCAUAUCAGACUGGUCUAAAGAUAAAGUACCAACAAUGAGUAGGUGUGGAAGCAUUAGUUACUGCGGCGCUGAAAGACCCGGUGAUAAAUAUCCUGAUAUCCGACCCAUGGGUUAUCCGUUCGAUAGACCGUUCAAAAAUAAUUCUUAUGAAGAGACGUUUGCAAAUUUACAUAACGCGUCCAUUAAAGAUAUUACUAUUCGUUGGGUUGACGAUUUCCCUGAAAUCGUCACCAAGGCAUAA